Podarcis lilfordi (Lilford's wall lizard) is the source of this 1250-nucleotide messenger RNA. The record is from the annotation of a GenBank genome assembly. Lineage: Eukaryota; Metazoa; Chordata; Lepidosauria; Squamata; Lacertidae.
AUGCUUUUUGACUUCCCCUUCCCAGAAAAUUGUCUUAAAAGGUUGGUUUUCAAUACUCAAACAGUCAGCUAUUCGCCACUGAUAUAAGGCAUCAUCUCUCAAAUUAAUUUUGAACAGGAGAAUAUCCACCACGAUCCAUUUUCGCUUCAUCUUCCUCCAAACGCUGCAUUCCGGAGCUCCAAUUUGGGAGUUUUUUCCCCCCAUUAUAAGACUCUUUAAAAACAGAUUAAUGAGUUUUAAAAGGUUGGGUGCAGCCUUUCUGCAGUCUGGAGCGCGUCGCUGUAAGUAUAUAUGGGACUUGCCUAACUCAAGCUAUAAUAAGGUUUGUAUGGAUGGCAAAAUAAUAAUACAGAGUUACGUUUCUUUGCAUUGUAGUUAGCUACGCCUUGUGUUUAUUUCUUUUAUAUUGGGGGUAGCAAUGUUAUUGGGACAAGAAAUCAGGAAGAUUCUUAAGACUGUGAAAAAGAGAAGAGAUGAAUAAUAUUUCUACCAAGGUGACCAACAUGGCGACAAUCUCCUUCAGAUUGAAAUAACAGAUGCUGAGUGUAAAAUAGUUUCCCUCUAAAUGCACUAUUGUGUAUACCGGUGUUCUUAGAAUCCCAAACCCAAUUGCUACAACAAAUAAGCCCCACCGCUUUAAAUUAUCUGUUUACUGUUUGGAUUUAUUAUAACUCGUUUAUUAGCGCAGAUCCAUGCAUGACGGUCUUCGAGACCAAUUUGCUAUGGAUAUAUCAAAAGGUAUUUCGGAAAGAAAGGAUUUCAUUUAUUUUAUUUCCCCUCCCCCUCCCCCAAUAGAAGAUUUACAUUCGAUUGCCUCACCUCGCCCACCCAAUCUAGAAAAGAUGUGGGUGGGGGUGCAGGAUGGUAAAGGACGCUCGAUUAACAAGUCGUGCGAAGAUUAUGAAAGCCCUUCAAUUUCUAAGACCGCAGAUGAGCAGCUCAGUACGUGGAGAAGACCAUAAGGAACAAACUCUCUCUUUCAACCCCGGGGAUGGGCCAGAUCGCUUGGCAAACAGGCCUGAUUUAUUAUUGCUGAAUCUGUCCCUUCAUUAUUAGGGUGAUGAAUUGUAUUUUGCCUGUAAACAAAUGUGCUUUUGAAUUCGUGCCAUAUCAAAUAUGAGUCUAACUACAUGAGUCUUCGUUUUUUUUAGCCUUAAGUUUAUUUAAUUUCGCCUCUUUCUCUUCUCUCCAAAUCCCCACCCCUUCCUUUCCUUUUUUUAAAAAAAUAUUUCCCCCAUCACUCAGCAUAA